AUGUUUGUUUCUCCUAUUUGUGUUAGGUGCUUCCCCACUAACCACUAUAAGGAUCCAUUAGUUCUUUUUUGUUGUACGUCUUUCUUUCUUUUCUUUUCUUUCUUUUUCUUUCUUUCUUUCUUUCUUUUUUUUCUUUCUAUUCCUUUUUCUUUCCGUUCUUCAUUCAUCUUUUUCAUUCAUUCAUUCUUUCUUUCUUUCUUUUUCUUUGCUUUCUUCGUUCAUCUUUUUCCUUCCUUCAUCCAUUCUUUGUUUCUUCCUUUCUUUCUUCCUUUUUUUUUCCCCUCCUUGUUUCAUUUCUUGUUCCUUUCAUUUUUCUUCACUGAGUCUUGUUUAUUUUUGUUUCUUUCUUUCUGUUUUCAUGCGUUCUUUCUUUCUUUCUUUUUCCUUUCCUUUCUUCAUUCAUCUUUUUCAUUCAUUCAUUCAUUCAUUCAUUCAUUCUUUCUUUCUUUUUUUUUGCUUUCAUCAUUCAUCUUUUUCAUCAUUCAUUCAUUCAUUCAUUCAUUCUUUCUUUCUUUUUUUUUUUUCUUUCAUUUCUCAUUCCUUUUUCAUUCAUUUAUUCAGUCUAACUUUUUUUUUUUCUUUGUUUCAUUCUUUUUUUUUCAUUCAUCCAUUCUUUCUUUCUUUUUUUUUCUUUCUUUCAUUUUCAUUUUUUCAUUCAUUUUUCUUUCUUUCUUUUUUUUUCUUCUCUUUUUUUGUUCCUUUCCAUUUUUCAUUCUUUUUUUUUUGUUUCUUUCUUUUCUUUCUUUUCUUUCUUUCUUUUUCUUUUCUUUCUUUCUUUUCUUUUUCCUUUUCUUUUCCUUUCCUCAUUCAUCUUUUUCAUUCUUUCUUACUUUCUUUUUUCUUUCUUUUUCUUUGCUUUCAUCAUUCAUCUUUUUCAUUCUUUCUUUCAUGAUUUCUUUCUUUUUUUUCUCCUUUCUUCAUUUUUCGUUCCUUUCAUUUUUAUUCACUCUAACUUGUUUUUAUUGUUUCUUUCUUUUUGUUUUCAUUCAUCCAUUCUUUCUUUCUUUCUUUCUUUUUCUUUCUUUCUUUCUUUCUUUCUUUCUUUCUUUCCAUUCCUUUUUCUUCCCUUUCCUCAUUCAUCUUUUUCUUUCUUUCUUUCUUUCUUUCUUUCUUUCUUUCUUUCUUUCUUUCUUUCCAUUCCUUUUUCUUCCCUUUCCUCAUUCAUCUUUUUCUUUCUUUCUUUAUUUCUUUCUUUCUUUCUUUCAUUCUAUUCCUUUUCCUUUCCUCAUUCAUCUUUUUCAUUCUUUCUUUUUUUUUUUCUUUUUUUUUCUUUUCUUUGCUUUCAUCAUUCAUCUUUUCAUUCUUUCUUUCAUGAUUUCUUUCUUUUUUUUCUCCUUUCUUCAUUUCUCGUUCCUUUCAUUUUUAUUCACUCUGACUUGUUUUUAUUGUUUCUUUCUUUUUGUUUUCAUUUCAUCUUUCUUUCUUUCUUUCUUUCUUUCUUUUUCUUUCUUUCUUUCUUUCUUUCCAUUCCUUUUUCUUCCCUUUCCUCAUUCAUCUUUUUCUUUCUUUCUUUCUUUCUUUCUUUCUUGUUCUUUUCAUUUUUCUUCACUGUGCCUUGUUUAUUUUGUUUCUUUCAUUCUGUUUUCAUUCAUUCUUUUUUCCUUCUUUCUUUUCUUCUUUCAGUUUAUUUGGCUUUUUCGUCUUGGGAUCAUGUUUCUUAUUUUUUCAUUCAAUUUCUCACUUUUCUUCCACUUAAUAUGUUCUUCCUUUCUUCUUUCUGUCUUUCUUUAG
This is a messenger RNA of Acanthosepion pharaonis, 1731 nucleotides long. The record is from the annotation of a GenBank genome assembly. NCBI's taxonomy places the organism in Eukaryota, Metazoa, Mollusca, Cephalopoda, Sepiida, Sepiidae.